Molecule: messenger RNA, 4023 nt
Organism: Chanos chanos (milkfish)
Lineage: Eukaryota; Metazoa; Chordata; Actinopteri; Gonorynchiformes; Chanidae
Gene: atp10d
Product: ATPase phospholipid transporting 10D
Exons: 21
Coding region: 1-4023 (1340 amino acids)
Biological process (GO): phospholipid translocation
Cellular component (GO): plasma membrane
Molecular function (GO): ATPase-coupled intramembrane lipid carrier activity; ATP binding; ATP hydrolysis activity
Source: RefSeq, a predicted model, not a curated record
AUGGAGUCACUUUUGUCCCUGGGUAAACGCAAACCACGCAAGAAUGGCCUACAGAGGAAGAGGAGGGUGGGCGCAUGGAACAUGACCCUGGACGAAGAGGACGAAGAACUGAUGCGGUCCUACAGCGGAAAUAAAAUCCGCACCACCAAAUACACCUUUCUGUCUUUCGUCCCCAAGAACCUAUUUGAGCAGUUACACCGAUUCGCUAACGUGUAUUUCGUCUUUCUGAGCGCGUUGAACUUUGUGCCCAUCGUUAACGCCUUUCAGCCUGAGAUCUCUCUCAUCCCCAUUGUCUUGGUGAUGUCUGUUACCGCGGUGAAAGACAUGUGGGAGGAUUAUCGCCGGAGGAAAUCUGACUGGCAGGUCAACGGUCAACUGUGUGAGGUGUAUGAUAGGACACAGCAGCGAUAUGUGAAGCGUCGUUGGGCCGAAGUGUGUGUGGGGGAUUUGGUUCUCCUCGGAUGUAACGAUAUUAUUCCUGCUGACAUGGUGCUGCUGCACUCUUCCGACCCAAAGGGUGUGUGUCACAUUGAGACGGCCAACCUGGACGGAGAGACCAACCUCAAACAGAGACAGGUGGUUCGAGACCUACCUCAACAGGGUCCUGAUUUUAACCCAGAGAACUUCAGCAGUCGUAUCGAAUGUGAAAAUCCCAACAAUGAUCUGAGGCGCUUCAGAGGUUACAUGGAGCACCCCGGUAAAGUGCGUGUGGGUUUACACAAUGAUAACCUGCUGUUGAGAAGCUGUACUGUCAGGAACACAGAGAGAGUGAUUGGCAUCGUGGUCUAUGCAGGUCAUGAGACCAAAGCGAUGCAGAAUAACAGUGGACCGCGGUACAAACGCAGUAAACUGGAGCGCAGACUCAACGUGGAUGUUCUGUGGAGUGUAGCAUUGCUCUUCCUCAUGUGUUUCUCCACGGCUGUGGGUCACGGAAUUUGGUUGAGGGGCCUGAAAGGGGCUGUCUUUCUGAUUCCUGACGACAUAUCUCCGGCUCUCGCUGGCUUUUACAUGUUCUGGACCAUGAUCAUUGUCUUGCAGGUUCUGAUUCCUAUCUCUCUGUAUGUGUCUAUAGAGAUAGUGAAAUUGGGUCAGAUCUAUUUUAUCCAGAAUGAUCUAGAUCUGUAUAACCCACGGUUAGACGCGGGAAUCCAGUGCAGAGCUCUGAAUAUCACGGAGGAUCUCGGUCAGAUCCAGUAUCUCUUUUCGGACAAGACCGGAACCCUUACUGAGAACCGCAUGCUCUUCCGACGCUGCACCGUUGCUGGCGUGGAAUACCCUCACCAUGAAAAUGCUCAAUCUCUGGAGCAGUACGAGGAGCAGUUUGGAGGAGCCGCGGACCACACGCUCACGCUGCGUUCCCGUUCCAGCAGAAAAUCCGUCAGCUGCCGGUCGCUCAGCUGUAACCACAGCUCCGUGUCCCUCAACACGCUCGCUGCCGAAUCCGACUCGAAUUCCUUUGACGACACGCUCCACAGACAAGCACAGGGAGCUUUCAGCAGCACCAUGGAGUGUGCUGUUGUACCAGACCCCCAGUUAGGACAGAAGCUUAAGGUCCUCUCCGCCCCUCUCCUCGGCCGGCUCAAACACGAUGCGACGGAACUCUCGCACAUCGUGGAUUUUUUCCUGGCGUUGGCCGUCUGUAACACUGUAGUGGUGUCUUCCCCCAGCCAGCCAAGACACGUGGUCCAGAUGCCGGUGGCUCGUACCCCGCUGCGUUCCCUGGAGGAGAUGAAAGCCCUGUUACAGAAGGUCAGCCUGCCUCGUUUCGCCCUGUCCCCCUCCCAGAACUCCGACGGUUCACCUGGCUUCACCAAGAGACUGUUUAACCGGGGCCGCUCUGCCACCUACACCCCGAACGCCCCGACCACGCCUGCAGCGCGGGCUCCCACCCCCUCACUCACUCCCACACACACCCCCUCCCCUUGCUCCACUCCCGUCCUCCUGCGGAGCGGGGCCUGGGGCCAGGAGGAGGAGCAGCCUCGGCAGUCCGACGCCGACGACGGACCUGCCGCGGAGGAGGAAGAAAAAGACGACAGCGACGAAGAGGAUAAACUGUUGUACGAGGCAGAGAGCCCAGAUGAGGCCGCCCUGGUCCAGGCGGCACGGGCGUACGGGUGUACCCUUUUGGGGCGUUCUCCCGAGCAGCUUUUGGUGGCCCUCCCGGGCACGGGGCCCCUGUCCGUCCCUCUUCUCCACGUGUUGCCCUUUCACUCCGCCCGGAAGAGGAUGUCUGUGGUGGUGCGUCAUCCGCUCACUGGGCAGGUGGUGGUUUACACCAAAGGAGCAGACAGUGUGAUCAUGGAACUGGUGGGCAGAAAGACAUCAGACGAUCAGAGAGAGAUCAUGGAAAAGACACAGAGACACCUGGACGACUACGCCAAAGAGGGACUGCGUACUUUGUGCAUUGCUAAAAGAGUUCUGGAGGAGGGGGAGUAUGAGGACUGGUUAAAGAGGCAUGUGUUUGCAGAGGCCAGCAUUGAAAACAGGGAGGAGCUUCUGCGAGAAACAGCUCAGAUGCUGGAAACAAAACUCACGUUAUUGGGGGCGACGGGGAUAGUGGACCGGUUGCAGGAGGAUGUUCCUGAGACCAUUGAGGCUCUGCAGCGGGCUGGCAUUAAAGUAUGGGUCCUCACGGGGGACAAACAAGAGACUGCAGUCAACAUUGCCUGUGCCUGCAAACUCCUCAGACCUACAGACCAGCUGCUGACGCUUAACUGUGACAUUAAGGAAGACUGUGAGACUCUUCUCUCUGAGCUGCUGGAACAGAUCGGAGUGAGUGAGAGGAGACACGCGUCUGGUUGUGAGGAUGGCUUGGCAGUGGGGGACAGGGGCGGCUUCAUGUUGGUGAUUGACGGGCGCACGCUGGACUUUGCAUUGGAGGCAGAGCUACAGGGGGCGUUUCUAGAACUUACUGGCUCCUGUCGCUCGGUGAUCUGCUGUCGCUCCACUCCCCUGCAGAAGAGCAAAGUGGUACGGCUUGUCGGAGAGAAACUCGGGGUCAUGACUCUGGCCAUAGGUGAUGGAGCCAAUGAUGUUAGUAUGAUUCAGGUGGCUGAUGUUGGAAUUGGCAUUUCAGGUCAAGAAGGGAUGCAGGCUGUGAUGUCUAGUGAUUUUGCCAUCUCCAGAUUUAAGCACUUGCGGAAGCUGCUCCUGGUUCAUGGUCACUGGUGUUACACACGCUUGGCCAAUAUGAUUCUCUACUUCUUCUACAAGAAUGUUAUGUAUGUGAACCUGUUGUUCUGGUACCAGUUUUUCUGUGGGUUUUCAGGCAGUACCAUGACUAACUCCUGGGUCCUUAUUUUCUUCAACCUGCUCUUCACCUCCGUCCCUCCUCUCAUGUACGGAGUCUUUGACAAAAACGUUUCUGCUCAGACACUCCUCUCUCUGCCCCAACUCUAUAAACAUGGACAAAACUCGAAGGCUUACCUCCCCUCUACCUUCUGGCUGACCAUUCUGGACGCGUUCUACCAGAGUCUGGUUUGCUUCUUCAUCCCAUACUUUGCAUAUGCUGGCUCGGACAUUGGAUUAUUCUCCUUCGGCUCGCCCAUCAACGGCUCCGCCCUCCUCAUUAUCCUCCUUCACCAGAUCAUCGAGAGCCGGACUUUGACAUGGCUACACUUUGCAGUGUUCCUGUGUAGUGCUCUGUUAUAUUACAUCUUCGUCCUGGUGUUCAGCAUUAUAUGUGUAACAUGUAACCACCCCACAAACCCCUACGGCAUCGAGACCAAAGUUAUGUCUGAGCCCCUGUACUACUGUGUGUGUGCAGUCACCACUGUUUUGGCCUUACUACCCAGAAUGCUGUGUCGAGGCCUCUACAACACCCUUUGUCCGUCUGACGUGGUAAAGGCGGGAUUAAUUGACAAACUUCGCCCAGAGGACUACAGUGCGAGUGUGUGUCAAUGGCAGGAGAACUCUGAAGCCAUCUACCACAACCAGAACCCCAGACACCUUGACAAAAACCUAAGUGUGAAUGCAGACAUUCCCACAGACUGCACCCCAGAGACAGGCUCUGUACUAUCCUGA